Messenger RNA from Moneuplotes crassus, 2244 nucleotides. NCBI's taxonomy places the organism in Eukaryota, Ciliophora, Spirotrichea, Euplotida, Euplotidae. The record is from the annotation of a GenBank genome assembly.
UUUCAGAACAAUAUUAAAAUGUGGUCGAUGAAAUUACAAGGAAGUCAGAAUGUGUAUGGCUCCAUUUCAACAAUGAUAAACUCGAGACAGAGGCGGAAUAAAGCUCUUGAAAAAAGAAACCACACUAAUGACUCAGCAAAGACAAUAAAAAAUCGGAGAAUAAUGAAAGAUGCUCAUAAAUAACCUCUGAAAUAAAAUAAUUUGAAUGACUGAAAGGAGCAAAGCCGAUACUAAGUUGCCUCCAGUGGAAAGGUUUACGACAACUAUUUUUUCAGAUGAGGAUUCUAAAAGCGAUAUAGCAGAUCUAGAUGAAAGCUUAGAUGAAUUCAAGGUGGAGCCCCAGCAACCUCUAUCAAAAUUCAACAGAUUUGCAUCUGUAGAAAUUUUGCCAAAUUUAGAGAACAAAAUUGUCGAAUCCUCACCUUUGACGAAAGAAAAAGUUUGGCCUAAUUGUGAUAAAUAUCAAGAGAUUUUUGGAUCCAAUUUGAAAAAUACCACUAAAUUCUUAAAAAAGGGGCUUAAAUAAGCCUCAAGGUAAGAAAGAAGAGGUAUGGCCAGUCUAUAAGCCGAAGAGGAAAAAAUUAGCACAAACUACGAAAUUGCUAGCACCAGUUCAAUCCAAGAGAUUUGUGAUUCCAAAAUCUCCUCAGAUCAAUCUUGAUGGAGUCAGCAGCAAAUUUUAUAAAGAUGUUGAACACAAGGAUGAGAAGAAAGAAAGAGUGCAAAGACUUAUGAAGAAAUGGAAGAAUAUUGUAAUCCGGAUAAAACACGCGAUUAAAUUAAUCAAACAUGCAAGAGGUGAUUGCUCCAUUAGUUUUACCAAGGAUGUCAUGAAAGAUAAAUUUUUCACUUUCUGAGAAAAAGUUUUACAAAAGAUUGAAAAAGGGUUCCAAGAUGGAGAUAUGGAGUUUAUGCAUCAAAAUAUCAUUAAGAUAGUUGGAGCAUGACUUAAAGUACCUGAUGCCACUAUUAUCAAAAGUUGUUAUUAUGCAUUAGCAUGCUAUGCUGACCAUUACAAGGAAUAUAAGAUGGCCCUCUUUGCAUAUGGAAAACUCAGAAGUGCUGCUGAAGGAGUUCUUGAUUAUAAAAUGAUGUAUAAGUCCUUCAUUAAAAGAGCAUCUAUAUAUGUCAAGCUAAAGGAAUACAAGUACUCUCUUAGGAUGUUCAAGCUGAUCUUGAAAUACGCAUGGAUGGAGAAGAACAUUGAAUGGGAGUUUGAAGCCUAUAAAGGCAUGGCUAUCUGCUAUUACUACCAAGGCCUUCUAGAAAAAUAGCAAUUUUUACUACAAGAGGUACAUCAGAGGGAAAAAUGAGCCUAUUGAUUCGAAUCUAAGAAUAUAUGCGCUAAAAAGAUACACUAAUGAGUACAGAAUGGACCAGGUAAAUUUGAGAAAAGACAGGACUGAAUAUUCAAAUAAUCUUGUACACAAGAUUAGAGACUCCACGAUUGAUUAUUCUUUUGCAUGAGAUUUUAUUGAGGGAGUUCAGAACUCUCAAAUUUCAAAGCGGUCGGUCUAUAUGAAACUGGAGACACCUGUUGAGACUCUGAGAGAUAAGGACCUGCCAUCUCCAAGUAUAGGCAAUAACAACAAAGGAAACCUCUUUGUCAGAAUGAGGAAAGCUAAAUAAGAUCUUAAGUAAUAUGAAGGGUGAACAAGGAAUCAUUCGAGGUAAAAGAAAAAAAAAGGAAAAAGAAGACUGCAUAUCUGGAUCUGAUUCUGGUUCUUGUUCAGAGAGUAGUGAGUUACCUCUAUCUGAAGUUGAAAAGUUGAUAGAUGGAAAGAGUGGCGAGAAGAGCAAAAAUAUCCUUCUUUUUGAUGAUGAAGAAGAUAGUGAUGAGAUAGCAGUUACCAAACUCAAGGCUUCAAAGGCUUAUUACAAUAAGAGCAAAUAAGAGAAAUCCAAUGUCGAUAGAUUAUCUCAAGAUGCAACAAAACGAGAGAGAAGAUCAUAACAAAAUAAUAAAGAUGCGGAUGGCUGCUUUUGAAAAUAGGUUUUCUCCUUUCAGCGUGGCAAGUAACCACAAGGAUAGUGGCAAGAGCAAGACUAACAUUAUUCUCAGUCAUCUUGGCCAGAUAGACUUUGAUAACCCUAUUGGUAGAAAUGACCGAAAGAAAGCCGAAAGGAUCCUCAAACAUCUCAGAAACUACAUUCAAGGACAAAUUGAGAAAAGCUUUAUCAUCAAGGAGGAUCGGAUCAGGGAGAUCACACAAACAAGUACAUUGUACUACUUUUCAUUAUAGU